AUGGUCUACCAAAAGAUCGAAGGUGACGCUCUAUGGGAGUUCGACUUUGACCCCAAGGAAUUGAAAGCCAAGUACCUAGCGGAACGAGACAAGCGUCUCCGUAAAGAUGGUAUCGAGCAAUAUGUUUAUAUCACCCCAGAUUCUAAGUUCCGAUCUCUGUUGGAAGAUCCCUACGUCACCUUAAAAGAACGUGCUGAACUCCACGAUGAGGUUCCAAUCAUCAUUCUCGGUGGUGGCUUCACUGGUCUUACAACCGCCGUCAAGCUCCAAAAUGCUGGAAUCACCAACUUCCGCAUAAUCGAAAAGGGUGGUGACUUUGGUGGAACUUGGUACUGGAACCGAUACCCUGGGGCUGCUUGCGACUCUGAGAGUUACUGUUAUAUGCCAUUGCUCGAAGAAACAAACUACAUCCCCGUCUCCAAGUACACUCGUGCUCCCGAAAUCUUGGCACACUGUGAGCGUAUUGGAAAGAAGUACGACUUGUACAAAUCUACUAUCUUCCAUACCGAAACCAUUGAAUCUCGUUGGGACGAUGCCAGUUCUCGCUGGAUUGUAAAGACAAACCGUGGCGAUGUUAUGCGAUGCCAAUACCUCAUCAGUGCAUCAGGACCACUACACAAGCCUAAAUUGCCCGGUGUUCCUGGCCUUGAUUCAUUCGGCGGCCAUAUCUUCCACACUUCUCGAUGGGACUACGAAUACACUGGUGGAAACUCUUACGGAAACCUAACCAAGCUCGGUGACAAGCGCGUAGCUAUCAUUGGUACCGGUGCUACUGCUAUCCAAGCCGUCCCAUACCUCGGUGAAUUCUCCAAACAACUCUACGUUUUCCAAAGGACACCAUCAAGUGUCGACUACAGACACAACAAGCCCACAGAUCCAGAAUGGGUCAAGAGUCUCAAGCCCGGAUGGAAGAAGGAACGAGAAAACAACUUCAACAUUAUGACCAGUGGUGGUGUCGUUGACGUAGAUCUCGUGAAUGACGGUUGGACGGACAUGUUCCAGGAAUUAAUGUCCUUGAUCUCAAACUCAAGUCACCCUAAAGCCAAGAACUACACAAUCGAAGAUAUGGCUCAAUUAGCUGACUUCCGAAAGAUGGAGAGAAUCCGAGCCCGUGUAGACCAGAUCGUCAAAGACCCCAAGACUGCCGAAGCCUUGAAACCAUACUACAACAAUCUCUGCAAACGACCAACAUUCAGUGAUGAAUACUUGCCGACAUUCAACCGCCCCAACGUUAAACUUGUUGAUACCAACGGUAAAGGUAUUGAUGCUUUGACUCCAAAGGGAAUCAUGUACAAUGGAACACUCUAUGAAGUUGAUUGCAUAAUCUUUGCCACUGGAUUCGAGGUCGGAACUAGCUGGAACUCUCGAAACGGUUACGAUAUCAUUGGACGUAACGGUCUUGAUCUAGAAGACAAGUGGAAGAAUGGCCUCUCAACCUUAUACGGUGCCUUCAUGAACCAAUUCCCUAACUUGUUCAUGGUCCAACCCGGCCAAGCCGCAGUAGCAGUCAACUGGCCAUUCCCACAAGGAAUCCAGACAUCAGCUAUUGUCAAAGUCAUCAAGAAGGCCAACGACAUGGGAGCUACUGUUGUUGAAGCUACCCAAGAGGCUGAAGAUGAAUGGGUUGAACAAAUAGUCAAGGCUUCCUUAUUGAACGCACGAUACUUGGAAGAAUGUACCCCAGGUUACUACAACCGUGAAGGUGAAGUGUCUGUUUUGGCAGCACGAAACACUUCUUUCGGUGGAGGACCAGUUGCAUUCGAUGAAAUCGUCACUAAAUGGCGUGAUGGUGAUAUGAAGGGAUUGACCUUUACCAAGGGUAAAGAAACUGCUGCUUCUGCUUCUGCUAGAUUGUAA
This is a messenger RNA of Synchytrium microbalum, 1857 nucleotides long. RefSeq lists its product as uncharacterized. The transcript is spliced from 14 exons. NCBI's taxonomy places the organism in Eukaryota, Fungi, Chytridiomycota, Chytridiomycetes, Synchytriales, Synchytriaceae. Bases 1 to 1857 code for a protein of 618 amino acids. The record is from RefSeq and is a predicted model, not a curated record.